This is a messenger RNA of Frankliniella occidentalis (western flower thrips), 1490 nucleotides long. Its product is annotated as short-chain dehydrogenase/reductase family 16C member 6. Lineage: Eukaryota; Metazoa; Arthropoda; Insecta; Thysanoptera; Thripidae. The record is from RefSeq and is a predicted model, not a curated record. The transcript is spliced from 5 exons. Bases 204 to 1124 code for a protein of 306 amino acids. Gene Ontology annotation, cellular component: lipid droplet. Gene Ontology annotation, molecular function: oxidoreductase activity, acting on the CH-OH group of donors, NAD or NADP as acceptor.
UACGGCCGUCGCCAGUGUGCCGGCAGACACCGCCCGCAGAACACCGAACACCGCCAGCCCUCCGCCACGACAGACAGUACAGCGCAACGCUUCCGGUCGGCCGUAGGAUAGGGCAGCAGCCGGCGGAGGGACCUCCUCGAGGCGUUCAACUUUCAAAUCUUACACCGAGGGGGCGCGCCCAACGGGCGGAGGGCGGCUCAGCCAUGCUGCUCAAGCUGUACUCGGCCCUCGUGCUCCUGCUGGACAUCCUGGUGCUGACGGUGCGCUGCUUCGUCUCAAUCUUCCAGUCCACCUUUCAGCUGAUCGUGCCGCCCAGGGAGAAGUCUGUCAGCGGCGAAACCGUGCUGAUCACGGGUACGGGUCAUGGCAUGGGCCGUGAGCUGGCCGUCAAGUUCGCCGCCCUGGGCGCCAACCUGGUGCUCGUGGACAUCAACGAGCGCGGGAACGCGGAGACGGCCCGCCUUGUGGCGGAGCUGACGAGCAAGAAGCCGCCGCCCGCCUACCGCUGCGACGUUUCCCGGCGGGAAGAUGUGCUGGCCCUGGCCGCCAAGGUGCGCGCCGAAGUGGGAGAGGUCACGGUGCUCGUCAACAACGCCGGCAUCAUGCCCACCCACCCACUCUUGAAGCACACCCCCGAGGAGAUAAAGAAGAUUUUCGACAUCAACGUGCUGGCACACUUCUGGAUGCUUGAGGCAUUUUUGCCAAGCAUGAUACAGAAGAACCAUGGCCAUGUUGUUGCUCUUUCGUCAAUGGCAGGUACCAUGGGCCUGUCAAACUUAGUGCCAUACUGCGCAUCCAAGUUUGCAGUGCGAGGUCUUAUGGAGGCCAUUUCUGAGGAGUUGCGAGAAGAUGCCAGAAACAUCAAUGUCAAGUUUACAACAAUUUGUCCUUUCAUGGUAGAUACAGGACUCUGCGAAAAGCCCAGGAUCAAAUUCCCUUCAAUAUUAAGUAUGCUUGGACCAAGUGAGGCAGCUGACGAGAUCAUCACAGCAAUGAGAAGAAAUUACCAUGAAGUCUCGAUACCUAGGUCACUACUAAAUAUCAACAAUGUGUGCAGAGUUUUCCCUGUUAAAGUUUGCCACCUAAUAAAGGACUUCCUGGACAGUGGGGUGGAUGCAGUUUGAAACUGAGGUGUUUGACAAACUAUUUUUGAAGGCUGUGCAUUUUACAGAUUUUAAUUUAAGAUGAUCAACGUACAUAUUUUCACUCUAAUUGGUGAAAAAAUUAAAAAGUACAAUUACAAUUAAGGAAAAAAAAUUAUAUGAUUUCAAGUGAAUGUAUGUGUCUGGUUCAAGAAUGAGUGCUUAACCUUUCUGAUAAUUUAAUAAAAUCCUACUUUUGUAGUGGUACUUUCCAAAAUAAAAUGUGGCCCCCUUUUGGAAAAUGUUCGGAUUUACCAAAAGUAAACAGCUUUGCUUAUUUAUAAAUGUAACAUGUGUGUUUUAAUUUAAAGUCAUUUCGUUGAAAAGAAUAAAUGUAAAACUAACUUA